Knipowitschia caucasica is the source of this 321-nucleotide messenger RNA. Lineage: Eukaryota; Metazoa; Chordata; Actinopteri; Gobiiformes; Gobiidae. The record is from the annotation of a GenBank genome assembly.
AUGAACGACGAUCGAACAGUCAUCACGUCCCGGAAGGUCAUCCGGAGCCGACAGCCACGAUCCAGCUCCACGAAGGGAAGGCGGCGGAGGCUGAAGGCUGAGGAUGGAUCGCCGUGGAGAGAGCGCGUCUAUCGAAAGGCGACAGUAACCAGCACAAGGUCAGCUCCGUGGCGUGUCCCUCGUCGCUCGCCGCCUGUCAACCCGCCUGUAAUGAAGCUAAAUGAGGCUUGGAGAGCUCUGCACCCCUGCUCCUGGAAAUGGGUGAUCACCGGUGGUCCCUGGAAACACAGAAGACCCACAAUAACCAGGUCCAGCCGGUGA